UUUUGUACGGACUGCUGAGGCUGAGGACAUUUUUGCUGCUGAAAGUUGGAGGGAGGGUGUUUCAAAAUGUAUAAACAACGCAAGGGUCUUUCGCUGGUACAGAAGGUUUACGUCAUCCGCGAGACCGAACAGGGACAAAGCUCUCGGCGUCUCGCCAGAGAACUUGGAGUUGGCAAAACACAAAUCUGUAACAUUCUCAAACGAAAGACCGAGUACCUCGCCAUUUUCAACAGUGAUGGACCGGAGGCUAGGUGCCGUAAAGUCCGCAAAACGGGUAACGAGGAGCUUAAUAAGUUAAUGCAUGCAUGGUACCAAACAUGCCAAAACACCAAGAGUAUGAAAGCGCCAAUUUCUGGCCCCAUCAUCAAGUCAAAAGCGCUCGAUUACGCCGGGCAGCUUGGACUUGAGAUGUUCACGGCUUCCAACGGUUGGCUGGAAUCAUUCCGGAAGCACCACAAUAUCUUAGCUGGAGUUCAGAGCAGCGUGGAGGAUUCGUCAACUUCAAACGAUGUCACGAUCAAAGAAUGGGAGAGUCUUUUGCUUCGCAUCUGUCAAGGAUAUCGGCCCGCAGAUAUCUGGACCUUGGAUGAGACGAGUUUUUACUUUAAGGCGCUUCCUGCGGAGUGUGUUUCGCUGGGAGCGGAACAGUGUGAGGAAGGGCAAAGGGCUGAGGAGAGACUUACUUUGGGAAUGUGCUGCAGUAUGACUGGAGAAAAGGAAAAGCUUCUUCUCAUCGGUCAUCCUGGCAAAUCAAACCAUCCCUUUGAGGCGCUGAGGCCGAACGAGCUUCCCCUGAAGUGGUGCUCCAACAAACGAGUGUGGAUGACCGCACAGACCUUCGAGGAAGAGUUGAGGGACUUGGACCAAUCAAUGCAGAGUCAGACGAGAAAGAUUAUCCUCUUUCUUAGUGACACAAUGUGUCAUCCAAACAUCCCACUCAGCAACAUCAGGUUACAAUACUUCCCUCCAAGUGUGUUGUCGAAAUUACAGCUGCUUGGACGAGGGGUAUUCAGAGAGGUGAAGGCCCACUAUCGCAACAUUCUCCUGGAAUAUGUUCUCAGCAUGAAGCGGGGCAUGGUGACCUAUCAACAAAUUGCGAGACGAAUAACACCCCUGGAUGCUAUGUAUUGGAUUGAGAAGGCGUGGAACAAGACAAGUGCAGGAGUUAUCAAUCAAUGUUUUGCCGCAAGUGGUUUCAAAAACCUCGGAGUCAUUGAGAUCAAAGAAACAUGCUCGGCAACAGAGAAUUUCGACCAGGUAGGGGAGACGCUGUUAACACAUUUCAGGUCAGGGCAGUCGGGAGAUCAUCCGGAGUGGAAAGACUUUGUGUCUUUCGACGAUAAUGUGGCCACAUAUGACCAAGCAGUUGGAGAUUCGGAGCCACGGCUUGUAGAGGAUUGUGUCAGCUUGACAACUCGGAAAUUGAUUCCAGAUAUGGUGUAUGAAGAGUGCCAACCAGACGCAGCCCAGUUACUGUUUUCUCUCAAUCAGAGUCGGGCGUAUGCCUUACGGAACGGCGACGCCCAUAUGAUGGGGCUCGUCAUGGACCUUCGGACCCACCUUAGCCGGGUGGCAUGUCGGAGUCACUCUCUGACAGACCCUCUCUGACAACGAACAUUCAAAGGAUUUUCAGGAUUUUUAUUGACUUCUGACCACACUGUUUGGUUUUUACCAGUUACUUGUAUAGAACCCAAUGGAUGGGGGAAAAAGUGUUUUCAGUUUGAGACAUUUGAAUAAUUAUUUUCACAAUGUACUUCUUAAAGUUGAACAUAUGGAAUGUUCCACUCAACUCGGCUCCACCUCUUUAAAAAGAACAUUUUCAUCUUUCAACUCCAGAAAAUAUUCGCAACAUGCACUCAUAAACAUUCUUUACUACAUGUAAUUACUUUUUAUUGUCAACUGUUGGCAUAAAAAUAAAUGGAUGAUUUGUUA
Asterias rubens (European starfish) is the source of this 1932-nucleotide messenger RNA. RefSeq names its product tigger transposable element-derived protein 4-like. The transcript has 3 exons. The coding region runs from base 67 to 1608 and encodes 513 amino acids. Lineage: Eukaryota; Metazoa; Echinodermata; Asteroidea; Forcipulatida; Asteriidae. The record is from RefSeq and is a predicted model, not a curated record. Gene Ontology annotation, cellular component: nucleus. Gene Ontology annotation, molecular function: DNA binding.